AUGUCUAUUCAAUCGUCGACUAUUAAAAACAAGAAAAAAAUUAUAAGUCAAAUUACAAAAUCAAAUCAUAUUGAGAAUAUUAAACCGAUUGAAGUGAAAUGUUUUCUAGAUGAAAAUCAAAUAACUAUUGAAACUAGUGAAAAGCAACAAAGAGAUAUUACUGCAACAAUGAUGACAAUUAUACCUCAAGUAAAACGUCUAACAAUAAAUGUUCCAUCAAAAAAACCAAAUGUUACUACAGUGACUGAUAUGGUUGUAGCAAAACCAAUUCGUCAUUUAGCAAUAUUACCAUCAACAAAAGAACAAUCAAAAAAAGAAUUUACAAAACAUUCAACUAAUCUAUCAGAAACAUUUACAAUGUACGAUGGUCCAACAACAACACCGAUUGUUGGUCGUUCAAUUGAUGAUACAUUGACGAUGAAUUGUCAGAUACCAAUAAAUAUCGAGAUUACAACGGAUAAUACUAAUUUAUGUGAUAAUACAACAAUAUCAAGUGUUUGUGAACUUGUCGAUCAAACGAAAUUGCAACAGAAACCACAUUCAUUAAUUGGUCGUUAUCAAUUGUCUAAUGUAGACAUAUCAUCAAAAUCUAAUCCUUCUGUUCAUCUAGCUACUGUACAUUAUGAUGAUAAUCAACCAUUAGAUAUUACUAAUAAACACAUUCUUAUUCAACAAUUUUAUACACAACUAGAAAAAAUGAAAGCAACAUUUGAUAUAGAACAAUCUCAUCAAAUGACAACAAAUACAUUUACUUUUGAUAACGGUCAAGUAAGUCAAACAUCAGCUACGAAUCAAUUGAAAGAAAAAUCUACAGUGACACGUGUAUCAAGUGCAACUAUUCAACAUAAUAACAAGACACCUCCAAUAUCUAAAAAGCAAACACCAACAAAAAAUUCAUCAUCUCGAAUCCAAUCUGCACCAAUUACAAUGGCAACACAAUCAAAUAUAGAUAGAAAUUGUCGACGAACAUCAUCAUGUAAACAACGUCGUAAUGAAAAAAUACCUAUUCCAGAAAAAAAAUCUUUUCAUAUUAAAACUAAAUCAAAACGACAUUCAGAAAGUGCACCACCAAAACGUAUUGAUAUUCAUGGACCAGAAGUAACAUUAUUACCAAAUGAUGAACAACAAUGUCAACAAAUAUAUGAAAAACUUCAACGUUUACAACCACAUGGUGUUUGUGUUGAUCUUAAUACAUUACGUCGAGCACUUUAUCCACCUGUUGGAACUGCAACAUAUUCAUCAAAUCUUAAUAAUUAUGAACAGACAUCAUCAACAUUUAAGACAUAUCGUCAACGUACUGAAGAAAUGCCACAAUCAUGGAUGAAAAUUGAUGAUAAAUAUGUUAGUACAUAUAUUUCCAAACAACAAAAUAAAACUUCAAUAAAGUCGGAUGAAUCUAAUCUUAUAAUAACACCAGAUAAUACAAAUAUUGAUCGUAUUGCUGAUCAAGUUAAAAAACAUGCAGCAAUUAAUUAUAGUUAUUAUACAAGAACUAAAUGA
This is a messenger RNA of Rotaria sordida, 1500 nucleotides long. The record is from the annotation of a GenBank genome assembly. NCBI's taxonomy places the organism in Eukaryota, Metazoa, Rotifera, Eurotatoria, Philodinida, Philodinidae.